AUGGGUUUAUUUGGUAAAACACAGCAAGCUUCACCAAAAGAAAUGGUAAAUGAAUGGACUCACAAAAUAAGAAAGGAAAGCAACAAUAUUGAGAGACAGAUUCGAGGCAUCCAGCGUGAAGAAGAGAAGACGAAAAGAAUGAUCAAAGAUUCAGCAAAACGGGGAGAGCGAGAUUCAUGUAGAAUUUUGGCCAAGGAGAUUGUGAAGGCUGACAAACAGAUAAAUAAACUGUAUUCUUCAAUAGCUCACUUGAGCUCAAUACAGAUGAGCAUGAAGCAUCAGCUAGCUACACUGCGGGUUGCUGGGGCUUUAGCAAAGAGUACAGAGGUCAUGCAGAGCAUGCAACAGCUUGUGAAGGUGCCAGAGAUUCACGCUACAAUGAGGGAAAUGUCUAAAGAAAUGAUGAAAGCAGGUAUUAUAGAGGAAAUGAUGGAUGAUGCCAUGGAAACUCUAGAUGAUGAUGAUCUGGAAGAAGAGGCCGAUGAGGAGGUUGACAGGGUCUUGUACGAACUUACUGCUGGUGAACUUGGCAAAGCUCCUGCUGCAGUGAAUGAUUCAUUGCCGGUCACAGAGGUCGAAGGUGCCACAGCAGGACCUUCUCGUGUCGCUGCUGCUACUGCUGUUGCCAUUGAAGAGGAAGAUGACCUUGAAGAUAUGAAGGCCAGAUUGGAGGCAUUACGAAGUUGA
Molecule: messenger RNA, 687 nt
Organism: Candidula unifasciata
Lineage: Eukaryota; Metazoa; Mollusca; Gastropoda; Stylommatophora; Geomitridae
Source: the annotation of a GenBank genome assembly